Benincasa hispida (wax gourd) is the source of this 1842-nucleotide messenger RNA. Its product is annotated as Glycosyl hydrolase superfamily protein. Gene Ontology annotation, molecular function: hydrolase activity, hydrolyzing O-glycosyl compounds. NCBI's taxonomy places the organism in Eukaryota, Viridiplantae, Streptophyta, Magnoliopsida, Cucurbitales, Cucurbitaceae. The record is from RefSeq and is a predicted model, not a curated record. Gene Ontology annotation, biological process: carbohydrate metabolic process.
CAUUUCAACGUUCUACAAAUGACCAUAACCGCACGGCUCCUCGCCUUACUUCCGCCGCACACUCAACUCUCUGUCCACACUCAAACUAGACGGCGGCCGGCGGGUCAUCGUCGCUUUCUCCAGCAACCACCUCUCCGACGACGGCGUUUCUGUGCUAGCUCCAGAUCGCUCCUUAUUUUCACUCUUCAGUGCAGUGAUUGGCAUUUCCGGACUUCGAAUUUCACUAAGACUACUGAAGUUUAGCUCCAUGGAGCUGAGAAGGUUCGGAUUCAAGCACUGCGGUUCGUUCGUUCUACUUCUGGUUUCAGGUUUGUUGUUGCUACCUGUUAUGGUGAGCUCAGUUGGAGUGAACUAUGGUCAGAUAGCGAACAAUCUUCCUGCUCCGGAGAAUGUAAUUCCGUUGGUGAAAUCAAUUGGAGCUACAAAGGUGAAGCUGUACGAUGCGAGUCCGAAGGUUCUUCGCGCAUUUGCUAAUACGAGCGUGGAGUUCAUAGUCGGACUUGGAAACGAGUACUUGGCUAAAAUGAAGAAUCCGGCAUGUGCUGAAGAGUGGGUGAAGAAUAAUGUUCAAGCGUACUUCCCUGGCACUAAAAUCACUUCAAUCUUCGUCGGCAAUGAGGUAUUAACCUUCAAUGACACUUCUCUUACUGCUAAUUUACUACCGGCGAUGCAGAGCGUGCAUACAGCGCUCGUAAAUCUAGGGCUAGAUAAGCAGGUGGCCGUGACGACGGCGCAUUCUUUGGCAAUACUUGAAACUUCCUAUCCGCCUUCCGCCGGAGUCUUCCGUAGGGAUUUAGUUGAUUGUUUAGUCCCAAUCUUGGACUUCCAUGUCAAGAUCGGCUCCCCGUUCUUGAUCAAUGCGUACCCUUACUUCGCGUACAAGGCGAAUCCGAAGCAGGUUUCGCUGGAUUUCGUUCUGUUCCAACCGAACCAAGGGGUUUUAGAUCCCGGCUCGAAUCUUCACUACGACAACAUGUUGUUCGCACAGAUCGACGCAGUUUACUAUGCGCUCGCCGCUGUUGGUUAUAAGAAACUUCCUGUUCAUAUAUCGGAGACUGGAUGGCCAUCGAAGGGAGACGAAGACGAGGCCGGUGCGACUCAGGAGAAUGCAAAGAAGUACAAUGGUAACCUACUCAAGUUCAUCUGCCAGAAGAAGGGGACGCCAUUGAGGCCGAGCUCGGACCUCAACAUUUAUGUGUUUGCUCUGUUUAACGAGAAUAUGAAACCUGGACCAACUUCGGAGAGGAAUUAUGGUCUCUUUAAGCCUGAUGGUACGCCGGUGUAUCAGCUCGGAUUUUCCAUUAACGACGCCGUUGGAAACGGAACUCAUGGCACUUCCAGCUCGCAACCUUCGCCGCCGGGACCUCCCACUACCUCCACUGGUUAUUUGGCCAUUUCCUCCGCCAUGGAGAGAAACCAUAGGGUUGGAUUCUUGUCAGCGUUGCUGUUUCUGAUGCUGUUCAAGUUGCUACUUUGAAUUUAGGAGAUUAUUUAUUUUUCAAUGUAUGUUUCCGAAAGAUGCUUUGGAUUUAUUUCAUUUAUCAGAAUCAGCCGUUAAAAGCAAAUUGGAAGAUGCUAAAGAGAAUAAGAGGCAGCGUCGGAUUUGGGAAAAGGGAUAUUGAUAUUUCAGUUUUUUAGUAAUUAAUAAUUCUGAUUGUGAAUUGGGUUCGUGGAUGGACAUAAAAUCUGGUGGAUGGAUGAUCCAAACUUGUUUUUUUGUAAUGCCAUUUGGUAUCUAAUUUUAUUAAUUUUGCCAUUUUUAUAUACCUCUCUAUUCUCCACACUUCUGGCUCUAGUUGGACUUUUGUUAAAUAUUCAGAUAUUUAUUGGAUUUGCCUUUUU